Messenger RNA from Mya arenaria, 6601 nucleotides. RefSeq lists its product as uncharacterized. The transcript has 4 exons. Gene Ontology annotation, molecular function: RNA polymerase II transcription regulatory region sequence-specific DNA binding; DNA-binding transcription factor activity, RNA polymerase II-specific. The record is from RefSeq and is a predicted model, not a curated record. Gene Ontology annotation, biological process: regulation of transcription by RNA polymerase II. The coding region runs from base 166 to 6015 and encodes 1949 amino acids. Lineage: Eukaryota; Metazoa; Mollusca; Bivalvia; Myida; Myidae. Gene Ontology annotation, cellular component: nucleus.
AAAUCAUCGCCGCUAGAUGUCGUUCGCGCCAGAAUAAUCAGCAAUGGAGGAAAUUUCUGCGAGAAAAUGUGAAUAAUCGAAGGUUUUUUAGACGCUCGGUUCAAUAUAAGUCGACGGCAUUAGUGUCCAAGGUUAAGCCAGAGGUUGCAUCAAUUUUAUUAUUAUAUGAGAAAGAUAUCACCAUCUACAAGACAUGCAGAAGUCAUUGUUGGUAUGGAUAUUUUCAAGUCAUUGAGAUCCACAUGCAAAGAAUGUGGUUGCGUGCUGGACAGUAUAUCUAAAGUGAUUAGACAUCGGCGGGAACAUUGGAAGACUCGUCCGUUUAAAUGUAAUGGCCCAAGGUGUAUAAAGGUGUUUUCAAAAUUAUCUGAGCUACAAGCACACAGACGGAGACACUCUGACCAUCGGAUCUACUCCUGUCGCUACUGCCAUGUACAAUAUUUGAGUCUGCGUCACAAAGCACUUCAUCGUUGCCGAUUUGGGCAGCAGCCUCGGUACAGAUGUGGGGAAUGUGGAUCACGAUUUCAUCGACAACUGUCAUUGUCCCAUCAUAUUCAGGCAACUCAUAACCUUGUCAGGAAAAAGUGGUUCAAACAAAACUCUGAUAACUUGAGUAGAGUUGAACAGUGUAAAAAAGAUGACGGAAAAGUGCUGCUUAAAAUAAAAGCUGGGCGAAGCAUGACUAUAUUUAAACCAACAGAAACUUCUAGUCAGGAAAAGAAAAGAAAACAUAAGAAAAUGAAAAAGAAGCACAGAAAAGAGGAGAAAGUCACAGGUGGAAGUUUGGUAUUGUCAAUCAAAAAAGGAACAGUAAAAAUACCUAGCCUUGAACAAAGUGAGGAGAUACACAAGGAAGCUGGAAAAGAAACUGUAAAGGCCAAUCACAAAGCUGAAAGCCAGGGCGGUGGCUUAAAGCUUCGAAUAAAAACAAUUCCUCGACCUGAAAAUGACACUGUUAAUAAAGUACGUUCUGAGAAGUGUGAUAAUUCGAAAGACAAUAUUUCUUGUCUUGAAUCAAUGUCUGGAAAUAAGGCGGACAAGGGUGACGAACAUGUCAGUAUUAUGGAACAAAAAAUCAGAAAUGGUAUUGUAAUAGUUAAAGAUAAAACUGGCAAGUUGUCAGCAGAGCAGCUACAGAAAUCCCCACGUAAGAGAAACAGAGACAAUGUGUUUGACAGCUUGAAAGAUGUCAGUCAUUGGAAAGUUAUGCCCAGCCCUAGACCAGAUGGUGGAAGUGAUAUAAUGAAAUUGAAACUAUCCCCUCAAAAGCCAUUGAAGUUAGUGGAGACAGAUGACAUUCAUAGUGGGAGGUAUUUGGACAGUGCAUUAAAGACAAAAGUAGAUCUCGUCUCAAGCAGUGACAUCCUGGAUUUUUUGCCAACAUCUGACAAGGAAUCUGAUACUGCCUUAAGCAAUGUGAAUGAUUCUGGAAUAGAAGCAGAGGUUUUAAGCAGUUCAUCAUACAAUCGCAGUAAUGGAAAUUCUGUAAGAUCAGUUGCACUCGAUGAAAAUUCACCAACAUACUUCAAUACAGAUGGUGAUUCUCUUUUAUCAGUAGACUCUCCUUACAUGGACAAUUUCCAUAAAUCAGAACACAGUAUUUGCCCAAAGUGUGGAGGUGUAGUCCUAGAAACUAACAAUAACUCUCGAUCACCUGGGAAAUGCAGGUGCAGCACUUCAAAUCCGAAUUCACCGUUUCAAACUCCUGUUUCCCCAAUGAAGCAAUCAGACAUACAUUUUGGUAGGCCUCCAGAUAUUACAGUAUGUGCAGUUACUCAAGAACAGGCUGUUCAAAAGUGUUCAAGUCCUGAAACAUCUCUCCUCAUGUGCAAUGAUAAAAGUGACAGUGAUAAACUAGAUAGUUGUCAAAAUAAUGUCUCAAAAAUUGGCUCUGAAAAUAUCUGUGAAACAACUGAAAAUGUGGCAUUUGCCAGUGAUGGUGAAGACAGUGACAUUAUGAUCAUUGAUAUUGACAGUAGGAGUAGGGUGUCUGCUGGCUAUGUCCCGUCACCUGAUAAAGAGUUCAGGGGUAAGCUUAAGUUGAAAAUCAAAACACCGAGAGAUCCAUCCAAGUCUCCCAUGAAAAGAAAGGAAGAGCCAAUGUACAAAAGUGGGAAAGAGCCAUGUGCAAUCCCAACAAAUACACUAAACCAUAAAAAGGACCUUCUUAAAGAUGAGAAUAUUGGUGCUGGUGAAAAACAAUCCAUGUUGAGUAAACCUGUAUCUGAAGAUGUUCUUACAGAAUCCCAAAACAGCAGUGAUAACUUUCAUUUGGGCAAAGGUACAUCAAACUCUCCUGUCAUUAUCAUAGAAGAUGAUGAAGAUCCAAAAAGUUUUGCUGCGAAACAUGGAUUGAAGAAAGAAGGAAAUAAACUGUGUAGGAAAAAGCCAUUGUUCAAACCUAAAGCUAAAGAAGAUGGAGUUAAAGAUGGUUCUUCCACUCCGGUUUCUGCUUGUAAUCAGGCAAAAAAUUCUCAAGAUAACAAGACAAAGCCUCUGCUUAAAGAAAGAUCCUUGUCUGGUGAUAGUGCAGAAAAGGUUUUGAAAAAGAAACCAUUGUUCAAAAAGCAGAAAUCUUUAGUAGAAAGAAAAUACUCUGAGGAAACAAAUAAAAUUCCACAAAAGGAACAAGCAAAGUCUUUGUGCAAUAAAACGAAUAUCAAAAAAGGCAAUGAAGAAAAUCUGUCUGACAAAGUUGAAGUGGAUGAAAGUCAAACUCCUGUUGAGGUUAGCAAGUUGAAGGACACAAAAAUGAAUCAAAGUAAACUGAAAACAAUUUCUGCUCUAGAUGAUGACAGUCUUUUCAAUCUUAACAGUGAACUUGAAACUGAAGACAAAACAGUAGACUUUGAAGCAAAACCUAAAGAAACUGUAAAGUCUCCAACUACUACCAACUUUGGACAAUUUCAGCAACAAUUUUUGUCAUUUUUAUCAACAAAUAAGCCAAAAGAAAACCAGAAAAUUAAGUCAAAUAAAAAAUCUCUAAAAGAGAAGAAAACUGUUGAAGCUAAAGAAUCACUCACUGACAAAGGAAAGUCUAAGGUACGUGAAACAAAAAUAGUCAAAGUCACAGGUCUGCAAAACCCUAUGUCCAUGAAAAAAUCGAAUAUAGUGGCAGUUAAUGAAAGCGUUGUUUGUAGCAGCGUUAAAAAAGGUACAAUCUGUAAUAAGAGCGCCAUCAUUGAAGUUUCUGCAAAGUCUAAACAUUCAAAAGAUGUUCAUGAGAAGGAAACUGUAAAUGAAAUUGAUGAUGAUAAUGAAGACUUGCUAUUCAAUCAUUUAUCCAAUGGCAGAAAUUAUUCACAAGGUGCUGAAUCAAAUAGAAAACUUAAACAUAUGGACAGUUUUUCUUGGCUUAAAAUCUUUUCAGACGAUAAACCAAGUUGUGAAAUCAGUAAGCCAUCAGAUACAAAUGAAUCUGUUAAAGAUGUUCACGAUGUCAUGGAAGGUUUAAGCGAGGAUCUGGCAGCGAUUAAUCAGAAAAUGGAUGUAAGUGAUGAUGAUGACACAAACUCUUUAGAUAUGGAUGAUGUUUUCAAAGCAGAAAAAUUGUCCACUCUGCAGCCUAAAGUCGUAAUUGUCAGACCAGAGGAUGUUUUAGGGAAUUCACUGCCAUCCCAGCCAAGAAGACGGCAAAAAGCAAAGCGUACUGGAAAAUUUUCAUCCAGGAAAAUCAAGAAAAAGAUAGAACUUGAUUACACUUAUUCUGAUGACAGUUCUGGAAAUGAAACAUUGGAUCAAGAAAGUCAGAGUGAUGUCUCUGACCCUGAAUUUAAUCCGUUUGAUUCCGAUGAUGACUUUGUUACAGGACCAACACCAGCCAAGAGACGAACUUCAUCAAGAGUGUGCUCUAGAUCACAACACAGUUAUGGAACUUCUGAAAGUGAAGCUGAAAGUUUAUCAAGUGACAAAUCAGAUACUGAAUCUCAGACAUCUAGGCAUAAGAGAAGUAAGCAGGGCAGAAAGAGUUCUUGUCCUUGCUGUAUUAGUGAAACAGAAAAAGAUCAUUCCAGAGAGCAGUCAUACAAGCUUCCGAGAAAUUACAAGCAGUUCAUAAGAAAUACAAAGCGAUUAUUAGACAUACAGAAAAAGCUGCAUACACUGUUUAUUACAUUGUUCCCAGACUGUUCUGACAUUAUUAGUAACUGUAAAGUAGGUACAGAUGAAUUUGAUGCUCUCAUGGAUGAUGUGUUAAGUGGUUUAGAGCAACCAAAUAAUGAGUUGGAUCCUGUAUACCAUGAUGUUGCUGAUCAGAAUAACAAAAAAAUAUUGACGAAAGAUUACUCUGAGUGUCAAGUUAACAAUAUUGGACUGUCAUUCACAAGUCCUGACACUGCAACAAGAACAAGUGAGAUUGAUCUCAUACCUGGUGAUGAAAAGACUUCAGGCAAAUUAGAGACAGGGAAAAAUCAUUCUCCAAACCAUCAGGAAACUUCACAGGAGAGUGAUUUUGUUUAUAACACUGGAAUUGAGCCUUACACAAGUGUUACUCAUGCACCUUCAGCAUCAAGUCUCAAAUUUGAAAAUAACACUCUAGCAAGUGACAAUGAAAGCGAAGGAACAAGUCCAAAUAAAAAGUUCUCCCAACUUGUUUCAGUACCAAUGUUUGCCAAGAAAGAUGGUGCUAGUCAAAGUAUUCACCAAACUCACUCAGACACAUCAUCAUCGUUGUCAAUAUUCUCUCCUGUAACAUCAGUUUCAUCCACUUUUAGCUCAGGUUCGAAACAACUUGCAGUGCCUGAAAAUUCUUCCCAAACAAACCCAGCAGCAUUGCAUUGUGGGAUAUCAGUAGAUACUCAUUUGACUGAAACUUGCAUGACUACACCAGCGCCAUCAACAGAUGCAUCAACAACAUCAAGUUCAGUGUCCCCAUUAGAAGCUUGUCAUCCGUUUUCAAACACAGCUGACCCAUUAGGACUAUCAUCAAGUUCAGGAACAAUGUCGUACAAAGGGUCAGGGUAUUUUCCUAUAGCUGAGCCAGUUCCAAUGGUGAAUAUCACAAUAGAUCUCAAUGCUGCUCGUGUAUCAUUGUGUAGUAGUCCUAGACACUGCUUUCAGAAACUUCAAAGUAAGGUUACUAAGUUAGUUCAUUUCUUGAUACCAGACUUGGAGAUUAAAACGACAGUUUGCAAAAACAUUGACAAUCUGGAAUUUUUAAUUGAUCUCAUAACAGAGGCAAAUGCUGAAAGAGAUAUCAAGAUGGAUCAAGAUGAUUUUCCAGAAUGUACGGAAAUUGAACCACCAUGGACUGAAAGUGUGCCAAAGACAUUACUUAUUCCUCAAAGUGAAAGUCUCAUGUUUAUUCCUAUCACAUCAGAUAAUUUGGGAAGCAUUUCAGAUGAUAAGCCAUUGUUUGUGGCCUGUAGUGACAUGUUUGAAGAAAACAUCAAGUCUCACAGGGAAUUUUUAAAAAGGGACUUGUUUGUUAUUGAAGAAGACCACACUGCUCAGUUGUGGAAAAGUUCUGAUGACAAGGUGUGGGACAGUCUAGCUUCUUUGAACAGUAUAGCUAAAAAGGCUCAGUCACCCAGGAAGAGAACUCGAGAUAGUCGACCAAGAAAACGAAGUGCUGAUGAAAAGCGAACACUCUUUGUUCAAGAAAAACUACAAAAUACUCACAAUUCCACUUUUGUCUGCCAUACUCAUGAUUCUGUGAACAAAAUGCUGGACAGUCCGAGAAAAGGACAAAAAAGGAGAUAUUCAGAAAGUUCCAAAGAGCGCUUCAUGUCAGGGCUAGAUCUUGGGGAUAGAGCAUCAAGGAUAAGCGAAACUGAUGGCGUGGUCAGCAGCAAAUGUUCACCUGUAAAGACCGAGGUGAAACUAACUAAUGUGACCAAUCAUUCAGCGCAUGUUGAAAAAACUGCCAGUGACAAUGAGAAGUUCACAGCCGUGUCGCACAAGUCAAAGAAUGAAAACACUGUGUGUGACCAUGGAGAUUCAGUAGCAAUAUCUAAUGACGGGCUGAAGAAACUAGGAGUUGAGAAAAAUAUUUUUGAACUAAUGUUGCCCAUAUAGUAACAUUUCUGUACAUGUGCUGUAGUGCAUUAGUCAUUUUGUAAAUAUAUUUGUACUGUAAAUUUUUAGCAGUGUUUUGGACCACUUAAGUAUUUAAGUUUUCAUUUCUACUUUGUAAUGCGUGUAUAUAAUGUGAAAUGAAUUUGUCUUUUGUUCAUUGGAACAUGAUUUAACAAAUACAGUGCUGUUAUUAAGUGUGAGGUUUUUCUUUUUGCUGCUUGUAAAAUAACUUUCUGAACAAAAAUGUUUUAUUGAUUAUGGUAGAAAAUGAAAGCAUAUUUGUGUAGUUAUUUAAAAAGAGAGCAUAAAGAGAAACACUAAUAACUUGUUAAGAAUUAAACUUCAAUUAUCAUUAUUAUAAAUUAUAAUUAUUAUUAUUAAUGUAAUGCUUGCAAAGAAUAGCUUGUCAGCUAUGUGUAGAUACUUUUUAAAAGCAUAAUUGUGAUUGUGUCGGUGUUGUUAUACUCUACUAGUAUCAUGCUCAUGAAAGCUCUUCAAGAUGUUAACUGGUUUGCCAUGUAAAUAGCUGUGUUGUAUAUUAUUUAUUGUUUUGAUUUGUGAUACAUAAAAGGAAUAUAGUUUUGAG